Plasmodium gonderi is the source of this 1122-nucleotide messenger RNA. RefSeq lists its product as hypothetical. The record is from RefSeq and is a predicted model, not a curated record. Bases 1 to 1122 code for a protein of 373 amino acids. The transcript has 2 exons. NCBI's taxonomy places the organism in Eukaryota, Apicomplexa, Aconoidasida, Haemosporida, Plasmodiidae.
AUGAAAAAGGAAGGGGACGAUAGGAAAUUGGAGAAGGAAAGGGAAAUCAUACUACUCGGAAUUUUGAACAUUGAAAAUGUGUACGGGAAAGAGUGGAUAGAAAAAAAAAAAGAAAUAAAAAAAGAUAUCGAAUGUAAAGCUACAAAAUUAAAUCAAGCCUUUCAGUACCCUUGGAUAUUUCACGAACAUUUUGAAUUCCUUUCGAUAGACGAUUACAAUCGUGUAAAGAAUAAUUAUAUCUACAGUGCUAUACUUAUAUUUAACCCCAAUUUAACAGGGAACCAUGAAAAUCAGAAUAACACAAAGGACAAUAAUAUCUCCAAAAGUCAUUACCUUAUUGAGGAACAGUGGAAAAAAAAAAAAAAAAAUACCACAUGUGUAACAAACUGUGAAAAACAUGAUGUUGUAAAAAACACAGAUGAUAUGAAUAUGGAAAGAUUGACUAAAAAAAAAGAAAAUGAUAAAAUGAACUGCGAGAAUUAUGCACAAGAAAGAGUAGAAAUGAAGAAUGAAAAAAUAAAACUCGAUAAUACACAUAUAUAUGGACAUAAGUCAUCGUCUGAUAAUAACAUUUCGAGGGAUGAACAAAAAGUUAUGGAUGUCAAAACAGAAACGAAAAAAGAAGGUAUAGGUGUUUUAGUAGUUACAUGUAAAAAAAUAGAAAAUAUAAAAAUCAAGCAUAUCUUAGUAAAGAUGCUAAAGAAAGAAAUAAGAGUCGAAUCAACUCUCCUUAAGUGCAAAGAUGGAAAAUUUUCCACUUUUUCACACAUUCCCCAUGAGGAAAAAGAAUCAAGUGCUAAAUUAACCGAAGUUAAGUAUUUAGACAAACCUUCAGAUUCCUCAGAUGUGAGCCCUUCCUUUGUAAACAUAACGAAGCCGUUUAAUGUACAAAGGAAUAAUUUUUUCAACACAACGGCUUAUUUAUAUGGGUCUUCCAACAUUUUGACGAAUACCAGUUUGAUACAACGAGAAUAUGGAGACGAGGAAUGGGCUGAGAGACUCAGACGGAUGAAGAAGGUAAAGGAGAAGGCGGUUGGGGUUCCGUGUACUGAGGGACGUGAUAACAUUAAGUCGACAGAAAACGGAUUCAUCAAGACUUUCACAGCGUUGUUUAAGAAAUGA